This is a messenger RNA of Mucor mucedo, 504 nucleotides long. RefSeq lists its product as uncharacterized. Bases 1 to 504 code for a protein of 167 amino acids. Gene Ontology annotation, biological process: protein import into mitochondrial intermembrane space. The transcript has 2 exons. Gene Ontology annotation, cellular component: mitochondrial intermembrane space. The record is from RefSeq and is a predicted model, not a curated record. Lineage: Eukaryota; Fungi; Mucoromycota; Mucoromycetes; Mucorales; Mucoraceae. Gene Ontology annotation, molecular function: protein-disulfide reductase activity.
AUGUCUACCGUUGUCGAAGGAAAGGAUACUGUCAGAUUUGUUGACGAGGAACAAAUCGAACAAGCUGCUGCUGCUUCUGCUGCUUCUGAAGAAACGGCUAAGCCCGCUGUUGUGGAAGAAGAAGAACCAGCUUCUGCUUUCAACCCAGAAACCGGUGAAAUCAAUUGGGAUUGUCCUUGUUUAGGAGGUAUGGCACAGGGUCCUUGUGGAGAACAAUUCAAGGCUGCUUUCAGCUGUUUUGUCUUUUCUGAAGCUGAACCUAAGGGAUUGGAUUGUGUUGAUAAAUUUAAGGGUAUGCAAGACUGUUUCCGUCUUCAUCCUGAUGUAUAUGGUGAUGAGAUUGAUGAUGAUGAGGAGGAGGAGGUAAAGGCUGAGGAAAAAUCUACCGUUGAACCUACUGCCGAAGAAUCUACUUCCACCACCAACAAUGUCGAAGAAACCGUCACCGCUUCUUCUGCCAAUGAAGAAUCUUCAUUUUCUUCUUGGGUUUCAUCAUGGUUUUAA